GCUGCCCGCUGCCUCCUGGGGACCAUGAAACGCUGCCGCGUGCCCAGCAGCAGCGAGGACUCGGACGCCAAUGGCAGCCUGUCCACGACCUGGUCACAGAGCUCGCGGGCCCCGCACAGGAGAGGCUCCUGCUCUCGGCAUGAGGACCGGAAGCCCUCGGAGGUGUUCCGCACGGACCUCAUCACGGCCAUGAAGCUGCACGACUCCUUCCAGCUGAGCCCCGACGAGUACUACGUGCUGGCCGACCCCUGGCGGCAGGAGUGGGAGAAGGGGGUGCAGGUGCCCGUCAGCCCCGGCACCAUCCCGCAGCCCGUGGCCAGACUGGUGUCGGAAGAGAAGCCCCGGACGACGCUGGCCGAGGCCCCCGCGCUGGCCGACGGCGCCUGCCGCUACGACCUCAACGACGUGGACGCCGCCUGGCUGGAGCUGACCAACGAGGAGUUCCGGGAGAUGGGGAUGCCCGAGCUGGACGAGGGCACCAUGGAGCGGGUGCUGGAGGAGCUGGAGCAGCGCUGCCACGCCAACAUGAGCCGCGCCAUCGAGUCGGAGGAGGGGCUGGGCAUCGAGUACGACGAGGACGUGGUGUGCGACGUCUGCCAGUCCCCGGAGGGCGAGGACGGCAACGAGAUGGUGUUCUGCGACAAGUGCGACAUCUGUGUGCACCAGGCGUGCUACGGGAUCCUCAAGGUGCCCGAGGGCAGCUGGCUGUGCCGCACGUGUGCCCUGGGGGUGCAGCCCCGCUGCCUGCUCUGCCCCAAGAAGGGCGGCGCCAUGAAGCCCACCCGCAGCGGGACCAAGUGGGUGCACGUCAGCUGCGCGCUCUGGAUCCCCGAGGUGAGCAUCGGCAGCCCGGAGAAGAUGGAGCCCAUCACCAAGGUCUCCCACAUCCCCAGCAGCCGCUGGGCGCUGCUCUGCAGCCUGUGUGAGGACAAGGUCGGGGCCGCCAUCCAGUGCUCGGUGAGGAACUGCCGCACGGCCUUCCACGUCACCUGCGCCUUCGACCGAGGCCUGGAGAUGAAGACCAUCCUGGCCGACAACGACGAGGUCAAGUUCAAGUCCUACUGCCCCAAGCACAGCUCCCCGCGGCCCCCGCGCGAGGGGGCCCUGGGCGAGGGCGCGCGGGAGGGCGGGGGCCCCGCCGGCACCCCCUGGAGCCCCGCGCAGCCGCCGGCCGACCCGGGCAGCGCGCGGAAGCAGAAGCUGCAGCAGCUGGAGGACGAGUUCUACACCUUCGUGGACCUGCUGGACGUGGCGCGGGCGCUGCGGCUGCCCGAGGACGUGGUGGACUUCGUGUACCAGUACUGGAAGCUCAAGCGCAAGGUCAACCUCAACCAGCCGCUCCUGGCACCCCGCAAGGACGAGGACGGCGACCUGGGCCAGCAGGAGCAGGAGGCGCUGCUGCGGCGGCUGCAGCUCUUCACACACCUGCGGCAGGACCUGGAGCGGGUGCGGACGCUCACGCACAUGGUGACGCGGCGGGAGAAGAUGAAGCGCUCGCUGUGCCGCCUGCAGGAGCACAUCUUCAGCCUCUACACGGAGCUGCAGGAGCAGGAGCGGGUCGCAGGUGUCCCCGUGCCUCCGUCCUGCCCCGCCCUGGACAGCACGCUCCUGUUUGACAGCCCCGCGGGCCCCGGCACCCCGCGCAUCGAGGACCUCAAGUGGCACUCGGCCUUCUUCCGCAAGCAGAUGGGCACCUCCCUGGCCGGCUCGCUGAAGAAGCCCAAGCGGGGCGGCGCGGCGACGGGGGGCCGCGCCCUGCUGAAGCCGCCGCCGGACCUCUGUGGCCGGAGGGGCGCCCCGCUGGUCCCCGAGAGCCUCCUGAGCUUGGAGAAGACCUUUGCCGAAGCCCGGCUCCUCCUGGCCCCGCCCAAGAACGGAGCGAAGAACGGGGCGGCCCCGCCGGGGCCUGGGGCCAGGCGCGAGCACCGCCUGGGCCUGCACUGUGACCUCAGCCGCGGUGACGCCAGGGCCCGGCCCUGCAGACCCACGCACAAACCUCUCGCCCGCACCGCCGGCUGCCCUGGGCCCCGGAGGGAGGCGGCGCCCCCGGGCCACGGCUCCCUGGCCAAAGCCGGCGCCCCCCAGACCACCGCCAAAGUGCCUACCACCCCCGCCGGCCCCGGCAAGAACUGGGGAGGCUUCCGGAUCCCAAAGAAGGGGGAGCGCCCGGCGCGGGGAGACGCCUGCGCCCCGCACGCGGGCUGCCCCUACCUGGGCCUCGGCCGCCUGCCGCCCAAGGACAGGGCCCGCCCGCUGCAGGCCGACGCCGAGAACGACGGCUACACGCCCGACGUGGAGAUGAGCGACUCGGAGAGCGAGGCCUCCGAGGAGAAGUUUGCGCACGCCGGCGCCCUGGGCCGCAGGACAGACGCCAUCCGCAGGAGCAUCCUGGCCUCCUGAUAGCCCCGGCGGGAAGCACCGAGUUCCAGGGGGCGCAAGGGGCGCCCCUGCCCGCGCUGGUUCCCAAAGCACAGACGCCGGCCAGGCUGGAGGGCCCGCGGGCGCGGAGAGGCCUGGGCACGGGAGCUGAUGUGUAAAUAGAGCCCGUGGGGACGUGGGGCCUGCCGGCCUGCCGGGAGAUUCAGGGUACAGGAGCCGAGUGGGCGGGCCCGGCGGCCGGCAGGGAGCCCUUCCCAGAAAGGCGCCGGCUUCCAACAAGAGAUUCGCAUCAAACGAUGAACUUCCCGGCCCGGGCCGCACAGCAGAGCCGGCCACCAGUCCAUAUCUCCAGGAAUCCGUCCUCUGAAAUGAACGGAUUCCUUCAGAAAAUUGGAAAAGGAAAAAAAAAAGCAAAACAGGUUAUAUAUGGAAAAGCGUAGAGGCAAUAAGGCAAUAAGCCGUGCUGACCUUUCCCUACGACAAGGUCAGACGGGAGCGAGCGAGCGGAGGUGUGUGAUAGGGUCCCCGGCGUCGGAGUUCUCCCUUGGACUUCCCAAUUGCAAGUGGCAAUAACUCGCAAGUUAUCAGCAAUAAUAAAUUCAGCGUGAAAUUUGAGUCCCAUGUUGUCUGGCGCCCGUGGCGGUGUGCUGGCGCGGCACCCCGUGUGGAGGCCCCGUUUCUUUUCUUUGCGAUUCAGUGUCGUCGUGACUCAGAUCCGAGAGGAGAGGGCCGCGGCAGGCGGUGUCCGCUGCCCCUCGGUCACCCCUUGGUCGGUUCGUAGUUCUCAGCUCCCGAGGCCUGUCCACGACUGCGUCCCGGGAGCGUGAUGCAGAGUGCUUUGGGUUCUGUAGUUUACUCUCACGUCUUCCAGAAACGCAGUGAAUUUCAGAGGAUGAGCAGAGAGACCCCGCGCAGCCCCGGUGUGGGGGGACGUUUUCGGACCCAGCCUCCAGUACCCGUGGGCAGCCGGUCCAGGCAUGGAGGAAGGCGGGUCCGGCUCUCGCGGGGCCCGUUUCCGCUGGAGGCUGUCCGGAUCAGCCACUGCGGCGGCCGGCCGGCCGGCCGGGUCCUUAGGAGUCCAGCCGUGCGUUCCCGGCAUCACCACGCACGCGGCUUUGGCGUGCGAGCAGCCGCCUUGGGCUGGUGUCUGCACUGACCUGCCUGGCUGCACGGCUCGGAGCGUGGAACAGGGAGGGGCACUGUGUAAGCCAUAGAAAGAAAACCUAAAUCAGUUCUAGGGAGCGGAUGGCCUCUCCAGAUUCUAGGAGGCCCAGAUUCAUUUGCACUAUUAGGAAUGCCAGUUUUGUGCAAAAACGAUGCCUUACCUGUUCCCCUCCCCCACAUUUAGGUUGAAAAGCUUUCAAAAGUUCCAAGUUAUGCUGAACCAAAAAAAAAACCAAAAUGAAAUUCAAACGCAAGAGGCAAAACACACACCGACAGAAGGCGCCCUCGCCCCCUCGGGAGAUUCCUGCUCGGAGGCGCCAGGGGACGGGGCGGGGAGCAGUGCUUCGGGGCAGGGCGCCCUGGCAGGGCCCGGGGCGGGGCGCACGGCCCGUCGGCCUGGCGGGGUGCCCCGUGCAGCCCCUCAGCUCCGGACCAUCGGUUCUUUGCAUUUCUCUUUUCUUUCCUUUAAAGAAGUUUGAUCUCUCCUUGUGCAUCCUGACCAAGAGAUAUCUUUGAUUAUGAUCAUUGUAUUAUGUCAAAUGUAGGUUAGUUAAACUUUUGUAAAGUUGCCUGGAAUGUCAUUUGUUAGGUUAUCGAACACAAGAUGGAAACAAAGGGUUCUGUGUGUCAUGUACAAAUCCUGAAGUACUUUGCGGCGGACACACGACCGUCCCAUGUGUCCCCUGGACAGAGGAUCUUUCACUGCGUGCCUAGCCUGGUGUCCAUUCAGCCGAAAAUGAAGAGAAAAGGUGCAUGAAGAGUUCCAAACCAGAAUGAAAGCCUAUGUAGAGAUGACUAUUUUAUAUCACAUCGCCCAAUCCUGUAUUUAUUUCUAGACCCCUUUUGGAAAGUAUUUAUAAAACUAGUCGAGGACGCUGUAUUUUUUGGUUGAACUAUUUAGUAGAAUUCGUGCCUUUUUGUCUGUACGUGAAUAAAUGCUGUACAUUUUGCAAUA
Molecule: messenger RNA, 4498 nt
Organism: Sorex fumeus (smoky shrew)
Lineage: Eukaryota; Metazoa; Chordata; Mammalia; Eulipotyphla; Soricidae
Gene: JADE1
Product: jade family PHD finger 1
Exons: 10
Coding region: 25-2400 (791 amino acids)
Biological process (GO): regulation of transcription by RNA polymerase II
Cellular component (GO): histone acetyltransferase complex
Source: RefSeq, a predicted model, not a curated record